AUGGUGGGACGUGCAUGGUGGGACGUGCAUGGUGGGACGUGCAUGGUGGGACGUGCAUGGUGGGACGUGCAUGGUGGGACGUGCAUGGUGGUUACUGGAGGUGCGUCAAGGGGUGACGGAAGGAGAGGGGGGGGAGGGUGGGGAGAGAGGCGGGACGACAGGAUAAGCACCAUCCUCACGCCACCACGCAUCGUGUCCAUCUCACCAACUGCACCCCGUUUCUUUCUCGCUCCUCACAUUCGCUCCUCUCAUGCGCUCCUCUCAUUCGCUCCUCUCAUGCGCUCCUCUCAUUCGCUCCUCUCAUGCGCUCCUCUCAUUCGCUCCUCUCAUGCGCUCCUCUCAUUCGCUCCUCUCAUGCGCUCCUCUCAUUCGCUCCUCUCAUGCGCUCCUCUCAUUCGCUCCUCUCAUGCGCUCCUCUCAUUCGCUCCUCUCAUGCGCUCCUCUCAUUCGCUCCUCUCAUGCGCUCGUCACAUUCGCUCCUCUCAUGCGCUCCUCUCAUUCGCUCCUCUCAUGCGCUCCUCUCAUUCGCUCCUCUCAUUCGCUCCUCUCAUUCGCUCCUCUCAUGCGCUCCUCUCAUUCGCUCCUCUCAUUCGCUCCUCUCAUUCGCUCCUCUCAUGCGCUCCUCUCAUUCGCUCCUCUCAUGCGCUCCUCUCAUUCGCUCCUCUCAUUCGCUCCUCUCAUGCGCUCCUCUCAUUCGCUCCUCUCAUGCGCUCCUCUCAUUCGCUCCUCUCAUGCGCUCCUCUCAUUCGCUCCUCUCAUUCACUCCUCUCAUUCGCUCCUCUCAUGCGCUCCUCUCAUUCGCUCCUCUCAUGCGCUCAUCUCAUUCGCUCCUCUCAUGCGCUCCUCUCAUUCGCUCCUCUCAUGCGCUCCUCUCAUUCGCUCCUCUCAUGCGCUCCUCUCAUUCGCUCCUCUCAUGCGCUCCUCUCAUUCGCUCCUCUCAUGCGCUCCUCUCAUUCGCUCCUCUCAUGCGCUCCUCUCAUUCGCUCCUCUCAUGCGCUCCUCUCAUUCGCUCCUCUCAUUCGCUCCUCUCAUUCGCUCCUCUCAUUCGCUCCUCUCAUGCGCUCCUCUCAUUCGCUCCUCUCAUGCGCUCCUCUCAUUCGCUCCUCUCAUGCGCUCCUCUCAUUCGCUCCUCUCAUUCGCUCCUCUCAUUCGCUCCUCUCAUUCGCUCCUCUCAUGCGCUCCUCUCAUUCGCUCCUCUCGUUCGCUCCUCUCAUUCGCUCCUCUCAUUCGCUCCUCUCAUUCGCUCCUCUCAUUCGCUCCUCUCAUGCGCUCCUCUCAUUCGCUCCUCUCAUUCGCUCCUCUCAUUCGCUCCUCUCAUGCGCUCCUCUCAUUCGCUCCUCUCAUGCGCUCCUCUCAUUCGCUCCUCUGAUUCGCUCCUCUCAUGCGCUCCUCUCAUUCGCUCCUCUCAUGCGCUCCUCUCAUUCGCUCCUCCCAUGCGCUCCUCUCAUUCGCUCCUCUCAUGCGCUCGUCACAUUCGCUCCUCUCAUGCGCUCCUCUCAUUCGCUCCUCUCAUGCGCUCCUCUCAUUCGCUCCUCUCAUGCGCUCCUCUCAUUCGCUCCUCUCAUGCGCUCCUCUCAUUCGCUCCUCUCAUGCGCUCCUCUCAUUCGCUCCUCUCAUGCGCUCCUCUCAUUCGCUCCUCUCAUGCGCUCCUCUCAUUCGCUCCUCUCAUGCGCUCCUCUCAUUCGCUCCUCUCAUGCGCUCCUCUCAUUCGCUCCUCUCAUUCGCUCCUCUCAUUCGCUCCUCUCAUGCGCUCCUCUCAUUCGCUCCUCUCAUGCGCUCCUCUCAUUCGCUCCUCUCAUGCGCUCCUCUCAUUCGCUCCUCUCAUUCGCUCCUCUCAUUCGCUCCUCUCAUGCGCUCCUCUCAUUCGCUCCUCUCAUUCGCUCCUCUCAUUCGCUCCUCUCAUGCGCUCCUCUCAUUCGCUCCUCUCAUGCGCUCCUCUCAUUCGCUCCUCUCAUUCGCUCCUCUCAUUCGCUCCUCUCAUGCGCUCCUCUCAUUCGCUCCUCUCAUGCGCUCCUCUCAUUCGCUCCUCUCAUGCGCUCCUCUCAUUCGCUCCUCUCAUUCACUCCUCUCAUUCGCUCCUCUCAUGCGCUCCUCUCAUUCGCUCCUCUCAUGCGCUCAUCUCAUUCGCUCCUCUCAUGCGCUCCUCUCAUUCGCUCCUCUCAUGCGCUCCUCUCAUUCGCUCCUCUCAUGCGCUCCUCUCAUUCGCUCCUCUCAUGCGCUCCUCUCAUUCGCUCCUCUCAUGCGCUCCUCUCAUUCGCUCCUCUCAUGCGCUCCUCUCAUUCGCUCCUCUCAUGCGCUCCUCUCAUUCGCUCCUCUCAUUCGCUCCUCUCAUUCGCUCCUCUCAUUCGCUCCUCUCAUGCGCUCCUCUCAUUCGCUCCUCUCAUGCGCUCCUCUCAUUCGCUCCUCUCAUGCGCUCCUCUCAUUCGCUCCUCUCAUUCGCUCCUCUCAUUCGCUCCUCUCAUUCGCUCCUCUCAUGCGCUCCUCUCAUUCGCUCCUCUCAUUCGCUCCUCUCAUUCGCUCCUCUCAUUCGCUCCUCUCAUUCGCUCCUCUCAUGCGCUCCUCUCAUUCGCUCCUCUCAUUCGCUCCUCUCAUUCGCUCCUCUCAUGCGCUCCUCUCAUUCGCUCCUCUCAUGCGCUCCUCUCAUUCGCUCCUCUGAUUCGCUCCUCUCAUGCGCUCCUCUCAUUCGCUCCUCUCAUGCGCUCCUCUCAUUUGCUCCUCCCAUGCGCUCCUCUCAUUCGCUCCUCUCAUGCGCUCGUCACAUUCGCUCCUCUCAUGCGCUCCUCUCAUUCGCUCCUCUCAUGCGCUCCUCUCAUUCGCUCCUCUCAUGCGCUCCUCUCAUUCGCUCCUCUCAUGCGCUCCUCUCAUUCGCUCCUCUCAUGCGCUCCUCUCAUUCGCUCCUCUCAUGCGCUCCUCUCAUUCGCUCCUCUCAUGCGCUCCUCUCAUUCGCUCCUCUCAUGCGCUCCUCUCAUUCGCUCCUCUCAUGCGCUCCUCUCAUUCGCUCCUCUCAUUCGCUCCUCUCAUUCGCUCCUCUCAUGCGCUCCUCUCAUUCGCUCCUCUCAUGCGCUCCUCUCAUUCGCUCCUCUCAUGCGCUCCUCUCAUUCGCUCCUCUCAUUCGCUCCUCUCAUUCGCUCCUCUCAUGCGCUCCUCUCAUUCGCUCCUCUCAUGCGCUCCUCUCAUUCGCUCCUCUCAUGCGCUCCUCUCAUUCGCUCCUCUCAUUCGCUCCUCUCAUUCGCUCCUCUCAUUCGCUCCUCUCAUUCGCUCCUCUCAUUCGCUCCUCUCAUGCGCUCCUCUCAUUCGCUCCUCUCAUGCGCUCCUCUCAUUCGCUCCUCUCAUGCGCUCCUCUCAUUCGCUCCUCUCAUUCGCUCCUCUCAUUCGCUCCUCUCAUUCGCUCCUCUCAUGCGCUCCUCUCAUUCGCUCCUCUCAUUCGCUCCUCUCAUUCGCUCCUCUCAUUCGCUCCUCUCAUUCGCUCCUCUCAUUCGCUCCUCUCAUUCGCUCCUCUCAUUCGCUCCUCUCAUGCGCUCCUCUCAUUCGCUCCUCUCAUUCGCUCCUCUCAUUCGCUCCUCUCAUGCGCUCCUCUCAUUCGCUCCUCUCAUGCGCUCCUCUCAUUCGCUCCUCUCAUUCGCUCCUCUCAUUCGCUCCUCUCAUGCGCUCCUCUCAUUCGCUCCUCUCAUGCGCUCCUCUCAUUCGCUCCUCUCAUGCGCUCCUCUCAUUCGCUCCUCUCAUGCGCUCGUCACAUUCGCUCCUCUCAUGCGCUCCUCUCAUUCGCUCCUCUCAUGCGCUCCUCUCAUUCGCUCCUCUCAUGCGCUCCUCUCAUUCGCUCCUCUCAUGCGCUCCUCUCAUUCGCUCCUCUCAUGCGCUCCUCUCAUUCGCUCCUCUCAUGCGCUCCUCUCAUUCGCUCCUCUCAUGCGCUCCUCUCAUUCGCUCCUCUCAUGCGCUCCUCUCAUUCGCUCCUCUCAUGCGCUCCUCUCAUUCGCUCCUCUCAUGCGCUCCUCUCAUUCGCUCCUCUCAUGCGCUCCUCUCAUUCGCUCCUCUCAUGCGCUCCUCUCAUUCGCUCCUCUCAUGCGCUCCUCUCAUUCGCUCCUCUCAUUCGCUCCUCUCAUUCGCUCCUCUCAUGCGCUCCUCUCAUUCGCUCCUCUCAUUCGCUCCUCUCAUUCGCUCCUCUCAUUCGCUCCUCUCAUGCGCUCCUCUCAUUCGCUCCUCUCAUUCGCUCCUCUCAUUCGCUCCUCUCAUGCGCUCCUCUCAUUCGCUCCUCUCAUGCGCUCCUCUCAUUCGCUCCUCUCAUGCGCUCCUCUCAUUCGCUCCUCUCAUUCGCUCCUCUCAUUCGCUCCUCUCAUUCGCUCCUCUCAUGCGCUCCUCUCAUUCGCUCCUCUCAUGCGCUCGUCUCAUUCGCUCCUCUCAUGCGCUCCUCUCAUUCGCUCCUCUCAUUCGCUCCUCUCAUUCGCUCCUCUCAUGCGCUCCUCUCAUUCGCUCCUCUCAUGCGCUCCUCUCAUUCGCUCCUCUCAUGCGCUCCUCUCAUUCACUCCUCUCAUGCGCUCCUCUCAUUCGCUCCUCUCAUGCGCUCCUCUCAUUCGCUCCUCUCAUGCGCUCCUCUCAUUCGCUCCUCUCAUGCGCUCCUCUCAUUCGCUCCUCUCAUGCGCUCCUCUCAUUCGCUCAUCUCAUGCGCUCCUCUCAUUCGCUCCACUCAUGCGCUCCUCUCAUUCGCUCCUCUCAUGCGCUCGUCACAUUCGCUCCUCUCAUGCGCUCCUCUCAUUCGCUCCUCUCAUGCGCUCCUCUCAUUCGCUCCUCUCAUGCGCUCCUCUCAUUCGCUCCUCUCAUGCGCUCCUCUCAUUCGCUCCUCUCAUGCGCUCCUCUCAUUCGCUCCUCUCAUGCGCUCCUCUCAUUCGCUCCUCUCAUGCACUCCUCUCAUUCGCUCCUCUCAUUCGCUCCUCUCAUUCGCUCCUCUCAUUCGCUCCUCUCAUUCGCUCCUCUCAUGCGCUCCUCUCAUUCGCUCCUCUCAUGCGCUCCUCUCAUUCGCUCCUCUCAUGCGCUCCUCUCAUUCGCUCCUCUCAUGCGCUCCUCUCAUUCGCUCCUCUCAUGCGCUCCUCUCAUGCGCUCCUCUCAUGCGCUCCUCUCAUGCGCUCCUCUCAUGCGCUCCUCUCAUGCGCUCCUCUCAUUCGCCCCUCUCAUGCGCUCCUCUCAUUCGCUCCUCUCAUGCGCUCCUCUCAUGCGCUCCUCUCAUUCGCUCCUCUCAUGCUCUCCUCUCAUUCGCUCCUCUCAUUCGCUCCUCUCAUUCGCUCCUCUCAUGCGCUCCUCUCAUUCGCUCCUCUCAUGCGCUCCUCUCAUUCGCUCCUCUCAUGCGCUCCUCUCAUUCGCUCCUCUCAUGCGCUCCUCUCAUUCGCUCCUCUCAUUCGCUCCUGUCAUUCGCUCCUCUCAUGCGCUCCUCUCAUUCGCUCCUCUCAUGCGCUCCUCUCAUUCGCUCCUCUCAUUCGCUCCUCUCAUGCGCUCCUCUCAUUCGCUCCUCUCAUGCGCUCCUCUCAUUCGCUCCUCUCAUGCGCUCCUCUCAUUCGCUCCUCUCAUUCGCUCCUCUCAUUCGCUCCUCUCAUGCGCUCCUCUCAUUCGCUCCUCUCAUGCGCUCCUCUCAUUCGCUCCUCUCAUGCGCUCCUCUCAUUCGCUCCUCUCAUGCGCUCCUCUCAUUCGCUCCUCUCAUGCGCUCCUCUCAUUCGCUCCUCUCAUGCGCUCCUCUCAUUCGCUCCUCUCAUGCGCUCCUCUCAUUCGCUCCUCUCAUGCGCUCCUCUCAUUCGCUCCUCUCAUGCGCUCCUCUCAUUCGCUCCUCUCAUUCGCUCCUCUCAUUCGCUCCUCUCAUUCGCUCCUCUCAUGCGCUCCUCUCAUUCGCUCCUCUCAUUCGCUCCUCUCAUGCGCUCCUCUCAUUCGCUCCUCUCAUUCGCUCCUCUCAUUCGCUCCUCUCAUGCGCUCCUCUCAUUCGCUCCUCUCAUGCGCUCCUCUCAUUCGCUCCUCUCAUGCGCUCCUCUCAUUCGCUCCUCUCAUGCGCUCCUCUCAUUCGCUCCUCUCAUUCGCUCCUCUCAUUCGCUCCUCUCAUGCGCUCCUCUCAUUCGCUCCUCUCAUGCGCUCCUCUCAUUCGCUCCUCUCAUUCGCUCCUCUCAUUCGCUCCUCUCAUGCGCUCCUCUCAUUCGCUCCUCUCAUGCGCUCCUCUCAUUCGCUCCUCUCAUGCGCUCCUCUCAUUCGCUCCUCUCAUUCGCUCCUCUCAUUCGCUCCUCUCAUGCGCUCCUCUCAUUCGCUCCUCUCAUGCGCUCCUCUCAUUCGCUCCUCUCAUGCGCUCCUCUCAUUCGCUCCUCUCAUGCGCUCCUCUCAUUCGCUCCUCUCAUGCGCUCCUCUCAUUCGCUCCUCUCAUGCGCUCCUCUCAUUCGCUCCUCUCAUGCGCUCCUCUCAUUCGCUCCUCUCAUGCGCUCCUCUCAUUCGCUCCUCUCAUGCGCUCCUCUCAUUCGCUCCUCUCAUUCGCUCCUCUCAUUCGCUCCUCUCAUUCGCUCCUCUCAUUCGCUCCUCUCAUGCGCUCCUCUCAUUCGCUCCUCUCAUGCGCUCCUCUCAUUCGCUCCUCUCAUGCGCUCCUCUCAUUCGCUCCUCUCAUUCGCUCCUCUCAUUCGCUCCUCUGAUUCGCUCCUCUCAUGCGCUCCUCUCAUUCGCUCCUCUCAUUCGCUCCUCUCAUUCGCUCCUCUCAUUCGCUCCUCUCAUUCGCUCCUCUCAUUCGCUCCUCUCAUGCGCUCCUCUCAUUCGCUCCUCUCAUUCGCUCCUCUCAUUCGCUCCUCUCAUUCGCUCCUCUCAUUCGCUCCUCUCAUUCGCUCCUCUCAUGCGCUCCUCUCAUUCGCUCCUCUCAUUCGCUCCUCUCAUUCGCUCCUCUCAUGCGCUCCUCUCAUUCGCUCCUCUCAUGCGCUCCUCUCAUUCGCUCCUCUGAUUCGCUCCUCUCAUGCGCUCCUCUCAUUCGCUCCUCUCAUGCGCUCCUCUCAUUCGCUCCUCCCAUGCGCUCCUCUCAUUCGCUCCUCUCAUGCGCUCCUCACAUUCGCUCCUCUCAUGCGCUCCUCUCAUUCGCUCCUCUCAUGCGCUCCUCUCAUUCGCUCCUCUCAUGCGCUCCUCUCAUUCGCUCCUCUCAUGCGCUCCUCUCAUUCGCUCCUCUCAUGCGCUCCUCUCAUUCGCUCCUCUCAUGCGCUCCUCUCAUUCGCUCCUCUCAUGCGCUCCUCUCAUUCGCUCCUCUCAUGCGCUCCUCUCAUUCGCUCCUCUCAUUCGCUCCUCUCAUUCGCUCCUCUCAUGCGCUCCUCUCAUUCGCUCCUCUCAUUCGCUCCUCUCAUUCGCUCCUCUCAUGCGCUCCUCUCAUUCGCUCCUCUCAUGCGCUCCUCUCAUUCGCUCCUCUGA
Molecule: messenger RNA, 7401 nt
Organism: Closterium sp. Naga37s-1
Lineage: Eukaryota; Viridiplantae; Streptophyta; Zygnematophyceae; Desmidiales; Closteriaceae
Source: the annotation of a GenBank genome assembly